Messenger RNA from Hansenula ciferrii, 2385 nucleotides. It is a transcript of the gene MSH4, whose product is annotated as MutS family protein MSH4. Gene Ontology annotation, biological process: mismatch repair; reciprocal meiotic recombination. The record is from RefSeq and is a predicted model, not a curated record. Lineage: Eukaryota; Fungi; Ascomycota; Saccharomycetes; Phaffomycetales; Wickerhamomycetaceae. Gene Ontology annotation, cellular component: nucleus. The transcript has a single exon. Gene Ontology annotation, molecular function: mismatched DNA binding; ATP-dependent DNA damage sensor activity; ATP binding. Bases 1 to 2385 code for a protein of 794 amino acids.
AUGGUAUUGAGUGCGUUCUUAUCAAGCAGAGCCGAGCAGACUGGCGGAUCAAGCAGACUUAUUUCAGAACCUUGUCAAUCCCAAUGUCGUACUGCAGUGGCUUCCAGGGCGGCUAAUACAAUCAUAUGUUCUGUAUUUGAAGAUAAGAACAAAUUGGAAGUGAAAGUUGGUUUGGCAUUCAUAAACCUUGGAACUGGUGAGAUUAUAUUGAGUGAGAUCUUGGAUUCACAGACUUAUGUUCGUACCAUUCAUAAGCUUCAAGUAUUUGAUCCUAAUGAAGUCUUGGUUCCUGCUCAAUCUUUGAGACCUUCACCAAACAAGAUGGCGGUUAUUUUAGGGUCAAAUUUGGAUGAAUCAGUGAAGAUCAAUGGAGUUGAGAAGAAGCAUUAUAGCGAAUCGUACGGAUUAGAGAGUAUUGAAGAGAUGGCUUUUGAAAAAGAUGUGAACUAUUUGAAGGAAGUAUUGGAUGAAAAGAUAUAUGCAUUACGUGCUUUAGCUGGUGGUCUUAGGUAUUUGAAAUUAUCAUCUAAAUGGAAGAAUAUUGAGUUCCGUCAAUAUAGAUUUAGAUAUGAGGUUCCUGAAAGUACAAUGUUUAUUGAUUCUACAACUAUAAAGAGUCUUGAGUUAUUAGAGAAUUUAGAGGAUAAACAUGGAACAUCUUUGUACAAAUUUUUAAACUCAACUAAAACCAAAAUGGGUGAAAGAACAUUGAAAAACAAUAUAUUACAACCAUUAACUGAUAAAGGAAGUAUUGUGAUGAGAUCUGGCGCUGUUAAAGAGUUGAUGGAGAAAAAUGCGGUCCUAUUAGAUGUACGCUUAUUAUUGAAAGAUUUACAAGAUUUAGAUAAAUUAUUCGCAUUAUUACUUAUGAAAAAAGGUUCAGGUACAGAAGCAACUCAUCUUGUAAAUCAAGUGAUCUUGUUCAAGCAAGCUGCCGUCACUGCUCAGAAGAUAUCACAGUUACUUGAAGGAACUACAAGUCCAUUACUUCAACAAAUUCAAGAUAUAUGUGGUGACCCAGGGAUCACAGAAGUGAAAGAUAUUAUAGAUGAGUGUAUUAAUGAAGAUUGUAAUUGGGCAUCAGGACCAUUAGAUUUGAGAAAUCAAAGGAUGUACGCUGUUAAAGCUGGAAGAAAUGGUCUCAUUGAUAUAUCUAGACAAGCUUAUAAGGCAAGUGUUGAUCAGAUUUUACAAUAUAUUGAAGAAGUUAAUGAAGCCCAUGAAAACUUACAAAUUGAGCAAUCAUAUAACAGUAGAAGAGGGUUUUUCCUUAAAGUUCAACAAUUGGAUGAAUCUGAGUUACCAGAAGUUUUCAUUAAUACUAAAAGUAAAAAAACAUAUAAAGAAACAACAACUUUAGAACUUGUUAAGGCAAAUGCAAGAUUAGAUGAUAUUGCUGCUGAAAUUUUAAUGUUGAGUGAAAAUGUUCUUGAUGAUUUGACAAAUGAAAUUGUGAAUUAUUUACCAGUAUUAUUCAUGACAAGUGAAGCAUUAGCAAUUUUAGAUUUAUUACAAAGUUUUGCAGAAACAUCAUUACAAUGGGAUUAUAUUGUACCAGAAAUCACAGGAAUAUUAACUAUAAGAUCAGCUAAACAUCCAAUACUUCAGAAAAUGAUUCCAAAUUUUAUUCCUAAUGCUAUUUGUUCAGUUCAAGAAACUUCAAGGUUUCAAGUCAUUACAGGGACAAAUAUGAGUGGUAAAUCUGUAUAUAUGAAACAAGUUUCUAUAUUGGUGAUUAUGGCUCAAAUGGGGUGUUUAGUACCAGCUGAAUAUGCAUCAUUUCCAUUAUAUAAUAAUUUAAGAGCUCGUUUAUGUGUUGAUAAUUUUGCAACAACUUCAUCAAGUUUCACUACAGAAAUGAAUGAAAUUUUAUGUGUUAUUGAAGAUGCAGAUGAAAAAAGUCUUAUUAUUAUUGAUGAAUUAGGUAGAGGAUCAAGUUUAAAUGAUGGUUUCACAAUUUCAUUAGCAAUUUGUGAACAUUUAUUAAAUACAAAUGCAACAAUUUUCCUUUCAACACAUUUUCAUAAACUUUCUAAGAUUAUGGGCACAAAGCAAGGUGUUUUACAAAAUCAUAUGAGUUCAAGUGCAUCACAAAAUGGUACAUUGAAGAUGAAUUAUCGUAUCACAUCAGGUAUUAUAGAUAUUAGAAGGUAUGGAGUUAAGAUCGCUACUAAAUUUUUUGAUCAAGAUGUGAUUAAUAGAGCUUAUGAGAUAUCUAAGAAAUUAGAAGAAUUGUCUGCAGAUGUAAAUUCAAUUGAUGAAGUACAAUUAGCUAAAGAACGCAAAAUUUUGAACCUCGUAAAGAUCUUGCAGUAUGCAGUUGAACAUGAUGAGGUUAGCAGACCGGUGCUUCUCCUGAUCCAAGAUGAGUUUCUAGCAGAGUAA